Anguilla rostrata (American eel) is the source of this 7188-nucleotide messenger RNA. It is a transcript of the gene gpr52, whose product is annotated as G protein-coupled receptor 52. Gene Ontology annotation, molecular function: G protein-coupled photoreceptor activity. NCBI's taxonomy places the organism in Eukaryota, Metazoa, Chordata, Actinopteri, Anguilliformes, Anguillidae. The coding region runs from base 2471 to 3586 and encodes 371 amino acids. The record is from RefSeq and is a predicted model, not a curated record. Gene Ontology annotation, cellular component: plasma membrane. The transcript has a single exon. Gene Ontology annotation, biological process: G protein-coupled receptor signaling pathway; phototransduction; cellular response to light stimulus.
CCCCCGCUACUCUAAUUUGCUCCUGUUUGUUGCGCUUUGUCAGCUGCGGGUGAGGGAGGGUCCCAACCAACUGAAAUGCCUGGCAACUGUAACCAAGGGGCAGACAGAGCUGGGCUUGGUCAUUGGUCUGUGCGACUGACUGGGGGCAGACAGCGAGAGAAAGAGAGGGAGGGAGAGUGUGUGCGAGAGAGAGAGAGAGUGAGAGAGAAAGAGAGGGUGGGAGAGUGAGGGAGAGAGAAAAGAGGGGGAGGGGACAGUUAGAGAACAGAGAUAGUCGGGGGAGAGAAAGCUAGAUGGGUUUUCUGAAUAGGAAAUUUCUCCUGUUUCAGUUUUAAGAAGGAGUGUGAAUGAAGGAGGAGCGCAGAGCUGAGGGAGGAAAGAGAGAUGUGGUGAAGCCGAGAGAGAGAGAGAGAGAGAGAGAGAGGACCUCAGGUGCGGCCAAAACGAGAGGGCGGGAGAGCGAGCGAGGAGGCGAGGGAGUGUGUGAGCGAGAGAGCGAGAGAGAGAGCGCAAGAGAGAGGAAAAAGGGAACUGUGAGCUAGAGAGAGCAUCUCCUUCCCACUGCACCAGUGGUGAGGGACAGCUCCUUUUCACUGCUCUCAGCCUCUAUGAAAAGGGUAUUGUCUUCUUUCAAUCAGCGCGUAGUCAACUCUUUUCUUUUAUCACUCUGUCUUUCGAGCCUGAGCACUUCUUCGGGGGGGUUUAGUGCGUGUUUUAACUGAUUUAUUGCGAAUGCGAGCGGUGUGCGGUGCAGCCUGGCGUGAGGGAGCUCUCUGGAAGAACGCAGGGGGAAAAGAGACGCCGGUCGCAGAGACGGGCCGGGACCCGGAUCCUCCCCCUCCACCGCCGGAGUUUGUGUCCUCCCGCGCAGCCGGGGCUGUUGUUCCAGCCGGGAGACGUACAGUACUGACAGAGUGGAAGAAGAAAAAAAAACUCCAAAGGGGACACAGACUGGCCUCUCGCAACAAAAGCUGACUUUGAAUGGAGCCGGGCAUGUAUAAGUAAUAACAACAAUAAUAAAAAAGCAAGCGGCGCGGUGGACGGCACGCGGACAUGUACGCCUUUCUCCCUCGGCGAAGCCGGCGAGACGGAACAUAAACAAGUUUGUGUGAUAAACAGGCGAGCGGGACGAGGCCGGCCGCGGCAGAGACGCAGCGCCGCCGGGGUCCUCUUGUUCGGGAUUCCUCCGGAGAGGCGCACCGCGGAGCACGGGGUGUCCUCCCGUCCGAUGGUUUAGAGGGACCGGAGAAGAGGAAUUACGCGGCUCUGGAAAGCGUGGCCUUUCGUUUUUUCUCCUCGAAGCGUGACACGGCUUUUCUGCCGUUGCGGUCUGCGGAAAGAAAGUUCACGGAAAGCGACGGGAGUUGAAAUCAAGAGGCUGGAGCCACCGCUGUGGCGCACGACGGCGACACCCUGAACUGUUGUUUGGUGUUGGUUUGUCUCUUGCUCUGGCCGGUUAAAGAUCAUAAACGCGAUCUCUGGAAGGUCCGUGGAACAAGGGCUUGGACAUCCUCUCCCACAGAGCACUCAGUGUUUGUCUAGAGUGUCUGUGUUUUGAUUGGGACAAUGGGCGACGCGCAGGGGGUCCAGACAGCGACGGGGAUGGCUUGCUUUUGAAAGGGGAUUAAAAAGAAGUGGACGCGCUUAGCAAGGCUGGGGGGCUCGCUGAUCCUGGAGGAAUUUUGGAAGGAAUCCAUAUGCGGUAUGAGAAAUCAUAGACAAACCAUCAACGCAAAUAAGUAUCAGAAAGGAUCCCUUUAGAAUUUUGUCUUCACUGUAAAGAUGUUAAACUGUUUUUAGAAGUUUGUGAUAAUGUAAAAUUAUUUAAUGCAUACAUUAAGUUAUUUUUUCCCUCAUUUUUUUCUCAUUUCCACUCAAAAGAAUGAUCCUCGAGGCCUCCUGUCUUGUUUAAUCUCUUCCAGUAGUGUCUGCAGGAAAGUCGUCUCCUUGGCUUGUGUUGUUUUUUUUUCGCGUUUUUGCCCUGAGGUGUUUCUGUGUUCCUGGAUCUCUUCCCUCUGAGGACUUCGCAAAGCCCAGACAUUUGCACAACUCAUUAGAGGCGUAGAAUGCGGCCACAGACUAUGAGGAAGUGUUGGGAGAAGGCCUCGCAGGCCCGUCAUUGGCAGAUACACAUUUUAACUUUUUGGUUUUAUUUUUAAAGCAGUUGUACCGUCUUGUCUGCGGAGAUGGGGUCUUUGCCGGCUGACCUCUGCUCUGUUUUGCCCAGCUGCAUCCCAGUAUGACUGGCUGGAGGGGUCUAGCAGUGGCCUUUUGCUAUUGUUCUCCAGGUUUUUGUUGAUGGACCUUCUACCGAGACCCAGCUAUGUGAGAGAAGAAUAAAAGUCACAGAUAAAGCUGAAUUUGCCGACCGGUAUAGAGGACAGUGGAAGAUGUGCGGCCUUCAUUGACGAACCAUCUGUUGCGCUUGCCGUAAAGCAGGACUUGACCUACCUGAACCGGAACUAUAACGAUGAACCAGUCGGGAUUCAGUGAACUGGUGCCCACCCUCACUCCGAAUGAUAACAGCAGUUUGGGCAGCCCCAUCGGCGUAUCCUUCAACCACUCCUGCCCCUUGGGGUGGAGGCACAACGAAGGGGCGGAGGCCUGCGUCCUGGAGACGGCGGUCAUCGUGCUGCUGACCGUGCUCAUCAUCGUGGGGAACCUGACCGUGAUCUUCGUGUUCCACUGCGCGCCCCUGCUGCACCACUACACGACCAGCUACUUCAUCCAGACCAUGGCCUACGCCGACCUGCUGGUGGGCCUCAGCUGCCUGGUGCCCACGCUCUCCCUGCUCCACUUCCCCGCGGGCGUCCAGGAGCCCCUCACCUGCCAGGUGUUCAGCUACGUCAUCUCCGUGCUCAAGAGCGUGUCCAUGGCCUGCCUGGCCUGCAUCAGCGUGGACCGCUACCUGGCCAUCACCAAGCCGCUGUCCUACAACCAGCUGGUGACGCCGUGCCGGCUCCGCUGCUGCAUCGUGCUCAUCUGGAUCUACUCCUGCCUGGUCUUCCUGCCUUCCUUCUUUGGCUGGGGCAAGCCGGGCUACCACGGGGACAUCUUCGAGUGGUGCGCCCGCUCCUGGCCCACCUCCGCCCUGUUCACGGGGUUCGUGGUGUGCCUGCUGUACGCGCCGGCCGCCCUGGUGGUCUGCUUCACCUACUUCCACAUCUUCCGCAUCUGCCAGCAGCACAACCGCGAGAUCAGCGAGCGGCGGGCGCGCUUCCCCAGCCAGGAGAUGGAGGCCGGGGAGGGCGGGCACCACGCCGGGCACAGCCCGGACCGCCGCUACGCCAUGGUGCUCUUCCGCAUCACCAGCGUCUUCUACAUGCUGUGGCUCCCCUACAUCAUCUACUUCCUCCUCGAGAGCUCGCACGUGCUGGACAGCCCCGCCCUGUCCUUCGUCACCACGUGGCUGGCCAUUAGCAACAGCUUCUGCAACUGCGUCAUCUACAGCCUGUCCAAUAGCGUGUUCCGGCUGGGGAUGCGCAGGCUCUCCCAGACCCUGUGCUCCUUCAGCGCCUGCGCCACUGCGGACAAGGACUUCGGAGACCCGAAACCCCGAAAGAGAGCUAACUCGUGCUCCAUUUGAGAAGUGUGGGAGAUGAAAGGAGAAAAGGAAAACCCCCCCUCAGUUGAUCUGAAAGGAAAGCGAUGAAAGAGAUUUGUUCGAGGAAGCUACUGUAUGUAGUAGAGUCAGGUUUGUCCCAGAGGGGGGCACCUCCUCCUCUGGAAGUUUUUGAGAAAUCAUGAGCGGAGCUUCUAAGCUGUGUGUCUUAGCUACGGCGUUAUCGGAAUUAUGGCACAUUACUUGAACAGAUCAACGAGCGUUACGGGAAAAACAGCUGAGGGAAGUGGGAAUUCUUCAAAGCAGGCUCGUUUCUAAACACUUCUCACAAGGUUAAUACGGAUAAUAAUUUGCACAACUUUUAGCUGUGCUGCGCCACGGCUAGCUUCGUUGAACUAGCAGAAGGGUGUUCUCCCUGGCUGCAAAACCCACAGUCCCAAUCAGUCGUGGAAAUGUGAAGAGAUUGGCAGACGUGCGUUUAGAUGUAGCUCGUGUGCAGUCUCUGGAUCCACGUGAGGCGAAGCGGCAUCGUGAAGGUUUCAGUAAAUCCGCGGAACGGCGGAGGCUCGGUCCGUCGGCGGCACGCUGCAGAGACGUGCAAACGGGCGGAGUCGAUAGAUUAACACGCGCUCACGCACGCUCAACGCCGUGAUUUACACGGCGGACGACGGGCUGUAAAGUGCACUGAAUCCAGGCCCUCGGUGACUUACCGCGGGCUCUGCUCUUGCGAACGAGCUCGCUUCUACACCGCAAGGCUGGACGCCGACUGCAGGAAACGGCUCCUGUGCUGCAGUCGCAAAACGGGCCCCCUUACUGCAAAGGCCGUAGCUUUGAGCUGGACGUACGUGCACGCAAAAUAAGAUCCCAAUUGCUCAUGGCAUUCCAGUGUUUGAAAAAGCAUUGUAAUUGCAUUGUGGCUCAAAGGGCUUGGGUCAGCUGCGAAUGGAGAGGAUGGAUCGUGUUUAACGUUCCUCUUUUUGUGAUCGGCCUAGCCAGAGAGCAGGUGGCGGACUGAGAAUUUGAGAAGUUGAGAAGCCUCGAAAGACAGCGGCUGGGAAUUGAUUGACGCUUUUGUGUUCGGCGCGAGCCGGAUCCAGGCCCCAGCUGGGUUUGGCGUGCAGGUAGAACAUGGCCGCGCGGGAUUGAAUCCUCGGAUGAGUUCUUCCACUUGGGUUCUCACUUGACUGCUUGCAGGUGCACUUUCCCUGGCGUGGAACUCGUCCAACGGCUUGUCACAACAGGAUCGACUUCAAUCAGCGCGGCUGGGUCUCAGAGACUGCGUCCUUGUCUUUAAUGUGCUGGGGACAGACAGGCUAAAGGGGGGGUGGGGGCGAAUGCAAUCACUAUAAGGAUGACCAUUGAUCUUGCGCUACGCUUCAGUGUCUUUCGCUCGAAGUGGACAGAGCAGUAUCGAGCGUGGUCAUUUUUCCAUACCUGUUCUACCUGUUCUAGUCUAUAAGUAAAAGGUGAUGCAUAAAAAUAGCCUAAAGAACGCACAACUUCAGCGAUGCCUGGAGUUGUUGAGGUGUUUCCCUUUUCUCCUCUGUGACGAACCCCCUGGCGUCUGUCGUUAGGGCCGUUUGCCGGUACUGUGUCUGUGACCAUGUAAGAGCUAAGACAUGAGCGGCACGGCGAACUGAACCCGUAGCGUUAGCGUACGUGUGGCGUCCCUGCAGCAGGACUCCAUCCCUAGCGUAGGCAGCUCGCUCAAAUUAUCCUUCACAAGGUUUUACUCUUCGCUCAGAUUUACCUUGCGUAACAGAUUUGUUGUGUCUGUGCCUAAUAUUUAUUUUGAUUUACAUGGAAAGAUGGAAAUUCAAGAUUUGGGAUAUCUCCUCAUUUUCAAAUUAUUUUGGAUACAUUUUUAGGAAAUGAAUUUAGAGAUAGUGACAAGCAAGCUUUAUGAAAACAUCAAAUUCAGAGAACAUUCCAUUCCUGUUUUUAAAUCUUGUAUGUCUUUUGUAUGAUUGCUUUUUUAUUUUUAGUUUUUUUAAACGUGAAGCCAAAUGAGAACUUGAUCUGUGUGGUUUCCUAAUUGGGCAUUAUGACCUUUGUGUUGAUGGCAGAGUACUAUGUGGAUAGAGAAAAACCAAAAAGAAAAAAAACCGAUAACUAGCUGUCAAGUUUGUACCUUGCAAUUACGAGCAGCGACCUGUGUUCAGUCAACUUUUAUCCUUGACUUUAUUUCACAAUUAAAUAUAUCCUGUAGUUUUCCCUGUCACAGACUGAGUUUGUAAAGAGAAAGAAUUUCACUUGAAUUUAUGUGCAAGUCAAAGUUAAUGACAAAUGUUGAUUGAAUCCAGGUCGGUGCGAGUCCCUCACCCCAGCUGGAGUCUCUGCUUGCUGCUGUAAAUCACCGACUCGAGUCUUGCGUGGUUUAAUAAGAUUCGGAAACCAUGGGUCAUGUGUGCAAAACUGGUGAACUCCUCUGGUCAUUAGUCUACCUGAAGAAACCCACAAAAUGGGCUUUAUUACCGUACUGUGAAGUGCUGUGAAAGGCAUUUUUUUAAUCUUCGUUUUCUAUCUUUGAUUAAAGAAGAUUUUAGCCAAAAAAAAAAAAAAACAUAGGAUAUCUUUUCUGUGAAUAUCAUGAACUUCAUCUGUACUCAGAACCAUGAGCCUUUAUUUCUUAAUGUUUUCAGUCGGUAGCAUGACCUUAAGCUUAUCAGACGGUAGAUAGUAGACCCGUGAGACCUGUUGUCUCCCUUGGGAUUGAUGAGUAAUCAUUUCAUAUGACUGAAAAGUGUCAAUGUAUGCUUAUUUGUAGUUUUCCCUUUCAUGAAAGCUAACAGGGUUACUUCAGUAACUGGUGUUGAGAUACUGCAUAACAUCUAAUAAACUGUAAUUAUCUAUCUCCACUCUUAAAAGAAUGCAAACUUGGCACCAAUCUGUGGAGAUUUGUUACUUCAGUGUCAGCAGAUGCUACAAUUGGUUUAUCGCAUAGAUAAUGCUCAUGAGUCUUACACGGGUGUAUUUAUUGGGAGCAGUUAGCAGCAAGGGUACCUGUUAAAUUUCCUGUUAAUUUGUUGCAUUUGCCAGUCAGUCUAUUCUAUUUUUUGUUAAUUGCGAUUCAUUUUGUUCUGUUUAUGUUUGGGAGGGGUUUUCCAUUGCUCAUUUUUCAGAUUUUAAUGACCAAAUGUUUUUAAUUACGGAACUGUGGGAAUGCAGACUUAUAAAAUGGCAACGGAUCUCUUUAAGACUCAGAGUGCUCUGGUGAGCGUGUUGAAUUUUUUGCAUACAGAUUUUUUUAUUCCAUUACUGGUGUUGUAUAUAGGCUUAUUUAUUUAUUUAUUUGAUUAUGUACAUGAUGAUACACUGCUUGUUAAAUAGGAGUAUCUGUGUGUACCUGUUUUUAUCCUGCUGUACAGCUUAUGUGUUACAACAGAUUAAUGAAUUGAAAAAUCUCUAUUAAUGAUGGCACAUACUCAUGUGUAUUAAACUAGAUUGCUGCUGUGACAAAAUAGUAAGCUGUUUUUGAUUAGGAAACUAAUAUAAUAAAUUAUACAGUAUAUAUUUUUUUAUUUUGAAGAUUUUGUCAAAGGCUAUGGUUUUGCUGUUGCUACCAAUCAUGCGUAAUAAAAGACGAGGAAACAAAUAUGUCCUUUUUUAUUUCCUCUUUGAAUCUA